CGCGAUAUUUCCAAAUGUUGACUCCGGAGGUUGCACAACUUAUUUGUACAAAUACUGAAUAAGAAAAACAUUUUCUUUCCAAAUUUUUACUAAUGGCAGCAGCUCUUAAAUACCUGUAUGCAUGUUUUAAGUAGUUGCAUAAAGAAUAAGAACGCAACUCGUUUCGCUGAAAGCUUGUAUUUCCUGGUUUGGAUGUAUAUGUUCUGUCAAAAUGCCCGAAGGACCCGAGCUCCAUUUGGCCAGCCUGUAUGUGAACAAGAUGUGCGACGGAGUGGUGUUCUCCGGACCGGUCAUAAAAUCUGACGUCAGCAAAAAUCCUGAWGUGCCCUUCACCUGUGAGGCGUAUCGCAUCACAGCCACUUCCAGAGGGAAGGAAGUCAAGCUGACGCUGACGCCCGUCAAGAGCGAUGACGCUCCGGCAGGACAAGCGUCUCAACCCACGGACGUAGUCUUUCGCUUUGGCAUGUCGGGUUAUUUCCGCUUCACCCCAGAGGAUGAGCUGCCCAAGCACGCUCAUCUGCGAUUUUAUACCCAGGAGAAACCCCGCAGAGUGCUGAGCUUUGUGGACACACGCAGGUUUGGCAGCUGGGAGCCCAGUGGAAACUGGCAGCCUGACAGAGGGCCCUGUGUCAUGUUUGAGUAUCAAAGCUUUAGAGAGAACAUCUUGUCACACCUGAGCGAUCGAGCUUUUGACCGACCGAUUUGUGAAGUCCUGCUGAAUCAAAAGUACUUCAACGGUAUCGGGAACUACCUGAGAGCUGAAAUCCUCUACAGGUCAAGUAUUCCACCCUUUGUGUGUGCCCGUGGUGUACUGGAAGGCCUUGACGCCCAUGACUCAUGUGAGAAGCCAUUGAAGAAAGAGUUCACAAAGAAAACGAAAACAAAAGAUGUGAAACAGGAGGCCGGUGACCUGCUCAGGCUUUGUCACACUGUACCUCUAGAAGUGGUCAACUUAGGUGGUAAAGGUUAUGACCCAGAGAAGGCAGACUACUCCAGCUUUCAGGCAUGGCUGCAGUGUUAUUAUGUGGAUGGAAUGAAAACUCUCCGGGACCACAAUGGCAGAACAGUGUGGUUUAAAGGAGAUCCAGGCCCCAUGGCUCCCAAAGGUUCAAAGUCAUCCAAGGCUAAAAAGAGAGUAAAGAAAGAGGAUGAUGGUGACUACACAGGCAAGAAGGCGGUCAUAAGUCAUUCUGAAAGCACAACAAAGAAAAGGGUAGUCAAAAAGGAAACGCCGCCAAAAAAAGAAAAGAGCGUACCCCUGAAGGAAGUCAUAUCAAAGACAGGAAAGUCUGAAAAGACCCAGGAAGUAAUACCACCGAGUGAAACAAGAGCAAGUUCACGUAAGAGGAAGAGCAGUGGUGCAGAACAAAAUGCAGGUCAGAGACGAAGUGGGAGAGCGACCAGAAAGAACAGCAAAUAAAAACAAAAAAGGAGGCAUCACUCUAUAAAUGCUUUUAUACCUUGAAUUAUUUUUUAAUAAAGUACCUAUUUUAAUUACAAAA
Austrofundulus limnaeus is the source of this 1502-nucleotide messenger RNA. It is a transcript of the gene neil1, whose product is annotated as nei-like DNA glycosylase 1. The coding region runs from base 212 to 1420 and encodes 402 amino acids. Gene Ontology annotation, molecular function: DNA-(apurinic or apyrimidinic site) endonuclease activity; zinc ion binding; nucleic acid binding. The record is from RefSeq and is a predicted model, not a curated record. The transcript has 10 exons. Lineage: Eukaryota; Metazoa; Chordata; Actinopteri; Cyprinodontiformes; Rivulidae. Gene Ontology annotation, biological process: base-excision repair. Gene Ontology annotation, cellular component: nucleus.